AUGAGCAUUUACCAAGCAUCGGUGACAGCUCCCGUCAACAUUGCUACUUUGAAGUAUUGGGGCAAAAGAGAUAAGUCUUUAAAUUUGCCCACGAAUUCAAGCAUAUCAGUAACUUUAUCGCAAGAUGAUUUGCGUACAUUAACAACAGCUUCAGCGUCGCCAUCGUUUAAAGAGGAUCAGCUAUGGCUCAAUGGCAAAUUGGAGAACCUCAAUACACCAAGGACUCAAGCUUGUUUAGCAGAUUUACGCCAAUUGCGGAAACAAGACGAAGAAAAAGAUGAUUCAUUACCGAAAUUGUCAGAUUACAAAUUACACAUUGUUUCCGAGAACAAUUUCCCUACGGCAGCAGGAUUAGCAUCCUCGGCAGCAGGAUUUGCCGCGUUGAUUUUCGCAAUUGCUAAGCUCUUCAAUCUACAACAAACGAAUUCAGAAUUGUCUAAAAUUGCAAGAAAAGGUUCAGGAUCGGCAUGCAGGUCACUUUUCGGUGGGUUUGUAGCUUGGGAAAUGGGUUCGCAAGUAGACGGAUCUGAUUCAAAAGCUAUCGAAAUUGCCCCAUUGUCACAUUGGCCAAGCAUGAAGGCAAUGAUUCUUGUAGUUAGUGAUGAUAAGAAGGAUACAUCUUCAACAACCGGAAUGCAAGCUACAGUAGCAACAUCUGAUUUAUUCCAGCACAGAAUUGAAAACGUUGUUCCUAAAAGGUUUGAAGAAAUGAAACAAGCUAUUUUAGAUAAAGAUUUUGCAAAAUUUGCAGAAUUGACUAUGCGUGAUUCGAAUCAAUUUCAUGCAACUUGUUUAGAUACGUAUCCACCGAUUUUUUACUUAAACGAUACGAGCAAAAAAAUCAUCAAGGUUGUUGAGAGAAUCAAUAGUGAUGCUGGUGAGGUUAUUGCUGCUUAUACUUUUGAUGCUGGUCCAAAUGCUGUCAUUUAUUAUGAUGAAAAAGACGAGGAAAAAGUAUUAGGUGCAAUGUACAAAUAUUUUGGUAGUGUUGAUGGAUGGAAUCAUAAAAAAUUUCAACAUGGCAAUAAUGAAGAUGAAAUAAAGGGCGUUUCUAGAGUUAUCUUGACUACUAUAGGUGAAGGACCUCAGUCUACAGAGGAGUCCUUAAUCAAUGAGUCCGGAUUGCCUAAAUUAGCCACCUCUACCAACAAUUAG
Molecule: messenger RNA, 1155 nt
Organism: Lodderomyces oxycetoniae
Lineage: Eukaryota; Fungi; Ascomycota; Pichiomycetes; Serinales; Debaryomycetaceae
Gene: MVD
Product: diphosphomevalonate decarboxylase
Exons: 2
Coding region: 1-1155 (384 amino acids)
Biological process (GO): isopentenyl diphosphate biosynthetic process, mevalonate pathway; isoprenoid biosynthetic process
Cellular component (GO): cytosol
Molecular function (GO): diphosphomevalonate decarboxylase activity; ATP binding
Source: RefSeq, a predicted model, not a curated record